This is a messenger RNA of Porites lobata, 324 nucleotides long. NCBI's taxonomy places the organism in Eukaryota, Metazoa, Cnidaria, Anthozoa, Scleractinia, Poritidae. The record is from the annotation of a GenBank genome assembly.
GAGGAAAGGGCCUGUGAAGAUAACGUUAUUGCAGUGAAGAUUAAUGGCACUGUGACAAGGAUGCUCCUUGACUCUGGAGCACAGUCAACCGUGCUUGGUGAGCAGCAGUUUCACAACCUAGAGAGGAAUGGUCUAAAAGCAAAUUUAAUGCCAGAGGAGAGGAAUCUUCGUUUCUAUGGCAAUGGGUGUUUACCAGUAGUCAGUACAUUUGAGGUUACAAUUGCAUGUCAUGGGCAAAAAGUAGUGGAAACUGUUCUUGUAACACAGGGAGAAGGGCAGUGUUUGCUUGGUAGCCCAGCUGCUAAAAAGUUAGAAGUGCUGAAA